AUGGACCUUAUGGAACUUUUGAUUGUGCUUCAAAAGGAGAAAUCUAAAUGUUAAAGUUGGUUUAUAGUAAUCCAGUUAAGGAAGAAAAAGACAUCUUCUUUGCAAAGAGCAAAGGAGUUUAAAUCACAAGUGCAGAUAAUCCAAAAGAUAGCGCCAUAGAUGAAAAUACUUUGGAGAAUAUCCAUUGUUGAGGAGAACCCUGGAUAAAUGGCUACUCUUUUUUCCGGUAAAUUUGGAGAUGAUGUUCCAAAUUUAGACGCUGCUCAUAAAAGAUUUAAGUAAAUUCAACAAAUGGGAAUUCAAUUACAUGGUAUUCAUUUUCAUUGUGGAAGUGCUGUCUAAGGAUCAUCCUCAUUUGGGAAAACUAUAGAUUUAGCCUAAGAUUAUGGAGUUGUUAGAUAUAGGCGGGGAUUUCCAACGGGAAACAUUCAUGAAAAUGCUAUUAAAGCAUUAAAAAGAACAGAAAAUGAUCCUUUAGGAUAUGAAGUAAUUGCUGAACCAGGAAGACACUUUAGUGCUAACUCAUGUUCACUUUUAUUUCGAAUUUUGACUAAAAGAAUAAAGCAUGGGAGAUUAUGUUAUCAUGUUAAUGAAUCUUUGUACCAUUCUUUCAACAGUAUCCUUAUGGAUGGAAUAUCAUUUGAAAAUUUGAAUGAUCAAUUUUAUAGUGUUCUUAAUUCUGAUGAAUCCUAAAAUUCUUAAAUUUCAGACUAAUCUAAUGUCUCAAUCUUUGGUAUGACAUGUGAUGGAGCUGAUGUUAUCGCUAACAAUAUUACUGUUCCUACUGACAUGAAUGUAGGAGAUUGGUUAUGCAUGCAAGGUAUGGGAAGCUAUACUAUUGGACCUAAAUCUACAUUCAAUGGGAUGAAAUCAACUACCAAAGUUUAUUAAUGGAGUGGCUAACUUGAAUAACAAAGUUAAUCAUAACCUUAAAUAGCUAUAAGUUAAUUUUUUUGA
Paramecium tetraurelia is the source of this 957-nucleotide messenger RNA. RefSeq lists its product as uncharacterized. Gene Ontology annotation, cellular component: cytoplasm. The transcript has 6 exons. Gene Ontology annotation, molecular function: ornithine decarboxylase activity. The record is from RefSeq and is a predicted model, not a curated record. NCBI's taxonomy places the organism in Eukaryota, Ciliophora, Oligohymenophorea, Peniculida, Parameciidae.